This is a messenger RNA of Talaromyces marneffei, 873 nucleotides long. RefSeq lists its product as uncharacterized. The transcript has 4 exons. Lineage: Eukaryota; Fungi; Ascomycota; Eurotiomycetes; Eurotiales; Trichocomaceae. Bases 1 to 873 code for a protein of 290 amino acids. The record is from RefSeq and is a predicted model, not a curated record.
AUGAAGGCCGUUACACUCUCCGCAGCUAUCCUCGCGACCUCUGUCGCUGCCGUCGACAUCAGCUCUUGCGCUCAAAUGUGCUACAACAAUGUCGUCGCUCUAGCUCCGACUUUGGGAUGUGCGCCCAACGAUCUCGCCUGUCUCUGCAACAACAAGGACUUCGGCUACGGUAUCCGCGACUGCACUACUGAGGCCUGCUCUGGUGUCAAUGUGCAAGACGUCGAGGCAUACGCUGCUGCCAUUUGCGCUUCAGCCUCUGCAUCUGGCGCUCACUCUACCACUGCUACUGGAACUGGGGCUGCUGCCUCAGGCACACAUUCUGGCGCAGGAGCCAGCGAGACCGGUGCUAGUGGUACCGGUGCCGCCGAAACCAGUGCCGGUGCCUCUUCGACUGCUAUCACUACAGAAGCUGUCGUGACCACCAUUACCUCCGGUUCUAGUGUCAUCACCAGCACCAUUGGAAGCACUACCUUGUACAGCGCCAUCGGUGCAGGUGCUAGUGAAACUGGCGCUGCAUCCAUCCCAUACACCACCGAGCCUGUCGUGACAACCAUCACUUCCGGAUCUGAGGUAAUUACCAGCACAAUCGGCAGCACUACCCUUUAUACCGCUGUUAGUGGAGCAGAAGCAUCCUCCACCGGCUCUGCUGCUGGCUCGGAGACUACUGGCUCAAGCACUGGAACCGAAACUGGAGCUGGAGCCGGAAAUGGUGCCAGCAGCACUGGCUCUGGAUCUGGCUCUCACUCAGCUACCUCCGGUGCAUCAGGCGCAGGUGCUAGCAGCACCUCAUCUCACGGCGCUGCAGCUGCCAUGGCCACUAUCGGCAGUGGUCUGGCUGGCGCCGUCGGUAUUGCUGCCCUUCUCGUUCUCUAA